AGUCACAGAAAGCUGAAAAAAGCCCAGUCUGAAUAGGGUUAAUGAGAAAGUGAGAGGCUGAAACUAUCACCCCAAUACGUUGGCUCUUUUUGCGCGAACGUAUGAAUAAACGAUGGGAAGUCGUUAGGUGCAAUUCAUUGUCGAUAGAUUUAUCGUGAGGACGGUGGUGACAAGACAUCUAGUGAUAUUAGGCUCGGCGGGGAAAUGGCGUCGGAGAUGAAUCAAUCACACGUAGCGGGUGUCAGCUGUAAAAACAAGCUUUGCUUUAAAGUCGACUCAAAAACAACUUUUCCCCACAAGCCUUGGAUCUGUUUGUGAAAUAUUAAUUGAAUGAUCAUGGAGCCCCGGAUUAUUUGGGCGACAUUGGCACUUGUAUGGAUCGUCAGCAACUCGGAAGCGGCCAUCUUCAAGUAUCAGGUUCGUUUCUACACAAAGUCAAUACAAAAAGACAGCGACUCAGCUGCAAUUAGCAUCAAGCUUUUUGGAAACAAAUCAGACAGUUUGCUUGGAAAAGUGCUGAAUUUUAAAGACAAUCCGGACCUUGAUUCCCUGUUGCUGGGCUUUGGAAAACUAGGCACUGAUGUUUACCUGAUUGAGUUGGCUCCCACGUGGCUUGGGGAAUUGAAAAGUGUUGCUGUCACGCAGACAGACACAUCCAGAAAAAUGAUAUGGCACCUGAGCAAGAUUCUGAUCGUUGAUUAUGAGGACCAUAGCUACUACGAUUUUUUUGUGGACCACUUGUUCAACUCUUCAUCAACCGUGGACGGCAGAGUCGACCACGAAGUUGCUCUCACUAGGAGAUAUGGAGGAAAGGAUUCCCCACAAUACAAAGGCUGUCUGGCCAAAAAUUCAGACAUUUGGUUCCACGAAGACGGCGUCUACAAAAAAGGAAAAGUACUAGACACAUGUUCCACUAAUGUCACUUUGCGGCUGGACAGCGGAGCUACAAGACAUGUCUCUCGCAAGGAGAUAAUUCGCUCCAGUCCCCCUUUGCUUGUGAGUGAUGACGCUUUGUACUUUGACACUCCCAUCUCGCCCUCUGAUAAUUUCAUCGUCUCCUGGAACUCCUCGACACAGUACUACUACGCAGCUGGGUAUUACGGGACAUAUAGUCACAUAACAACAUAUAUACCGUCCACGGGUGAUAGCUUUAGAGUUUUCUUUACCAAGUUUAAACUAAAGUUCAUCCCUUCUGGCCAAAUUGUUGAGCUUUAUGCAGCACAUAUGCGAUUCAUCGACCCAAAGCCGCCUUCAUUCUGCAUGCAAGAUGGUGAGAGUUGCCUAACAAAUGAGCCAAAUUUCAUUACUUCCCUGUACGCAUGUCACCAGCAGCGCCAUCUACCUCACUCACUCGUCCUCGCAACUUAUGAAUCCUCAGACGAGAUACGCUGCGGGAUCCUUUGCUCAAGACAUACCCAGUGCAUGGGCUUCACCCUUUAUGGUGGCCAGUCGUGUGAUGAUCAAAGUCUCACAUUUUGUGAACUUAGAGGUUCUGUAGAUAGAGAUGGAGGGAGCCAGGAUACUGGAGAAAUCCGAGUCUGCCAACGAGUGGAAUAAAACAUUAAGCCAGAAGGUUUACCCUAUGAUAAAAGUCUCACAUUUUGUGAGCUUAGAGGCUUUGUAGAUAAUGAGGGAGCAAGAGUGCUGGAGUAUUGACUUUGCCAGUGUUUUAGAUCAUGGAAUAGUCACUCAACUGCGUCUAGUUGCGUACGUUUUCGUUAGUAUCUAAUCCCUAGUCCCCCGAAUUGUAUGAUCCCGGUGUGGGAAAGGGCGGCUGCAGCAAAAGCGGCGGGUGGUUGUAACUUAUAAAUAAUCUAAUCAUCACUAUAUUCAUAACUUUUCAAUUGCAUCUCUGUUUGAUCGCAUCAUGGCAUUAUCAAUAUUUUUUUUCAGAGCAUCAAACAUACAAUCAAUCAUUUUUUUAUUGAAGUUAUCAUCAAUUGCAAGUUUUUUUUUAAAUCACAGGUCAUCGAAGUAAAUUAUUGGACACAGAUGCAAAAUCGGUUAAUAUUCAAUAUUAACUAAGAUUAUUACAAAGUAAUCUUUGAGAUUUGUUAUGAAAUCCCACAACUAGUGAAACCCAAUCUGCAAUAAAGUCAUAACCAUUAA
Nematostella vectensis (starlet sea anemone) is the source of this 2109-nucleotide messenger RNA. RefSeq lists its product as uncharacterized. The transcript is spliced from 9 exons. Lineage: Eukaryota; Metazoa; Cnidaria; Anthozoa; Actiniaria; Edwardsiidae. The record is from RefSeq and is a predicted model, not a curated record. The coding region runs from base 331 to 1557 and encodes 408 amino acids. Gene Ontology annotation, molecular function: protein binding.